Molecule: messenger RNA, 726 nt
Organism: Racocetra fulgida
Lineage: Eukaryota; Fungi; Glomeromycota; Glomeromycetes; Diversisporales; Gigasporaceae
Source: the annotation of a GenBank genome assembly
AUGUUAUCGUUAAGCAAUCUCAAAAUUAAAGAAAUAACCAGUGAAAAUAAUCCUCAUAGUUCUUCGUUUGUCUUCCAAUAUUUUCCUCCCACCCUAGAACUAACUAUUGGAAAUUUUUUGCGCCGCAUUCUACUUACUUUAUUGAGCGGAGUAGCCACUUUUGCUAUCGAAAUUAGGGUUAAAGACAAAUCUGUGACUACUGACGACCAAAUGGUUCCAGUGUUAACCAAAUUUUCUACUUUGGUUGGAGUGGGAAUUCUUGCCGAAAUUAAAGAAAAAAAAGACGAAAUCUAUUGUUUAGAAAUGGAUGUAAACAACCCAGAAGAUAAAGAGUGUAUUGUUACCGCCAACGAUUUCCAAUCUGAUCCACAUUUAGUAAUUAAAAACCCCGAUCUUUAUUUGGCCACUUUGGCUCCAUUUUCUCGUUUACAAAUAAAAUUAUAUUUUCGAGAAGACUUUGGUUACUAUACAGCCGAAAAACAAGAAAAACAUCUUCCCCAGGCUAAAAAUGUAAUUUUUUUCGAUACGAAUUAUUCUCCAAUCGAAGAUGACGGAGUAAACUUUCAAGUCAACUCUGUGGCCACCGGACUAGAAAAAGAAGAAAAGGAAUUAAAGUUAACUAUUGACACCAAUGGCACUAUCUCUCCACGUCAAGCUCUUCUCCAAGCCUUAGAAAUAAGUAAUUAUAUUAACGACAAAAUUAGAAACAAGUUGGUUAAAUCUUAA